AUGGAAAAAAAACAACAGGAUGUCAUCGAAAAAAAUGAAUUAGAUAGUAAUAAUAUGACCCAAACAAUAUAUGGGUCUAUAAUAGCUUCAACCAUAACUCGAAUUGUUUUAUAUCCUUUUGAUACAAUCAAAGUUAAUAAGCAAGUCUCUAUAAUUAAAAAUAACUUGAAUAGUGCAAAUAGUAAUAUUACUAACCACACUUCAUGUUCUAAAAAUAUAUUAUCAACAAGGCAACGUCCGUUCCUUUUCUCUUUUAUAUCACGAUUUGGAUUUAAAGGAUUAUACAACGGGUUCAUUUUCUCGUCGCUCACUACCAUCCCAGCAACGAGUUUUUACUUUUGUUGUUAUGAAUAUUUAAAGAGUUUAAAAUUUAAUAAAAAAAUAAAUGAAGAAAAUAAAAAUAAUUGGGAAAGUUCGAGAAUUUCAAAUUUUUUAAAUUAUUGUUUUUUAGCAAUUUUCUCUGAAGCUAUAUCUUGCACUAUAUUCGUCCCAAUAGACACUAUAAAAGAAAGAUUGCAAGCGCAAAAAUAUUUGGGACUAAAGGAAUAUACAAAUUCAUAUCAGUUGAUAAAAAAUUUUAUUCACAACGAAGGGAUUUCAAGACUCUAUAGAGGAUACACAUCGACAUGUUUAACAUAUGGCCUUUUCUGUGGCUCUUUUUUCUUCUUACAAAAUACUGGAACUGAUUUAAUGAAAACCCUGAAAAUCGAGGAAUCCGAUUUUAACAAGUUUAGUCUAAAUUUGGCUUCCUCUUUCAUAUCUGGAAUAAUCACAUCCCCCUUAGAAAUUGUCCGAAUAAGACUGCAACUGCAAGAAAAGGACAAAACAUCCUUUUACUACAAAAACUCUUUUGAUGGAAUAAAAACCUUAUGGAGAGAAGGGCAAGGAGGGUUUUUAAAUUUGUUCAAAGGAAACCUAUACCGAUGUUUUUUAGUUUGCUUAAGUAUGAGUAUGAAUGUGACACUCAUUGAUAUGUACAAAAACUUUGCAUCAACUAAAUAA
Molecule: messenger RNA, 1002 nt
Organism: Plasmodium vinckei vinckei
Lineage: Eukaryota; Apicomplexa; Aconoidasida; Haemosporida; Plasmodiidae
Product: mitochondrial carrier protein, putative
Exons: 9
Coding region: 1-1002 (333 amino acids)
Biological process (GO): iron import into the mitochondrion
Cellular component (GO): mitochondrial membrane
Molecular function (GO): ferrous iron transmembrane transporter activity
Source: RefSeq, a predicted model, not a curated record